Mauremys reevesii (Reeves's turtle) is the source of this 11630-nucleotide messenger RNA. RefSeq names its product DNA methyltransferase 3 beta (gene DNMT3B). Gene Ontology annotation, biological process: negative regulation of transcription by RNA polymerase II. The record is from RefSeq and is a predicted model, not a curated record. Gene Ontology annotation, cellular component: nucleus. The transcript has 21 exons. Gene Ontology annotation, molecular function: DNA (cytosine-5-)-methyltransferase activity, acting on CpG substrates; DNA binding. Bases 5216 to 7660 code for a protein of 814 amino acids. NCBI's taxonomy places the organism in Eukaryota, Metazoa, Chordata, Testudines, Geoemydidae.
CAGACUGUUUCCACUGCAAUCUCUGGACCUACAGAGGAAACGUACCCUAUGAGGGUAACGCUGUUUCCUCUGGAAUUAAAACUGAAACUAGCCCCACUGCAUUUUCAGUGAGGACUGGGAGGGUGUGAGCCAGGUCAUUGAAACUGCAGUAGUCAGCAGUGACUGACGGGGCCUAGAGGGACAAGCCAGUUCCAAAGGGUAGAAAGGUCUGGAAAUAGGGUUUCCGGGGGAAGCUCGUCAGGGUUUAGAAGGCAAGGCUGGUUCUGCUUUCCUUGUCCUGAAUGUAGGUGGGAAGCUCUUCAGGGCAGGGUGUAUCUGCGUUGCUCGAGAGCAAUGGAUAGUACAGUGUGAUCUUUACCCAGCAUGGCAAACCUGAAAUGGCCUGGGCUGCAAAGCUGGGAUCUGGAUCUGAUCUCAACAGUUUCAUUGUCUCAGUGGGAUGUAACUUUUGAGGGAGAGGUCGUGGUUCCAGAUGCAGAAGCAUCCCAGGAGUAGCUGGGCCCAGUCUCAUGGAGGGUUUGAAUAUCGGGACCAAGACCUGGAACCAUUCUAUUCUGCUCUAUAUGGGUUCUUACAUUGUGCUCAUCACCAUAGUACAUGAGUGUCUUCCCGGUCAUGCAUUAAGCAACGGUGACUAACUAUCACAUGUUUGUCCUUUCCUCCUCUCCCCAGGGGAAGAAGUGUGUGCAGUGGGGUGUUUAGUUUUGGAUGUUUUAAUUUUUUAUUUUAAUAUAUAAUCUGUAUAUACACACAUUGCUGUCUAUGUACACUAGAGAAGGCAGGUUGAAGAAAUGUGCCUUGCAUUUGGAGCAGAAGGUAGGGAGGUUCGGGUUGGUUCUUCACUCCUGAGGGAGUUUGCUUGCAGUCUGGGGCUGGCCCCUGAAAAAAGCUGUCUCCUGGAGCUUUGUGUUCAGUGGGAGCUAAGUGCAGGAAGCAGGGCACUGGGGUGGUGUGUUAAUGGACAACGCCUGUGAUGAUAAGGAGAUGAGCUGUUGCAGAUCCAUGCAAAUAGCCAUCUGGUCCAUACCUGUAUAUAUUUUGCAGGCCCAGCAUACAGGCUGUUUUUUUGAAAAUUCAGCUCUGAAGCCCAUGUGGUACGUUCUGGCCUGUUUCACUUUCUGGUGCAGUUGUGGUGUAUGGGAUACCAGCUCUGUAGGAGAAUGUUCACUUUCAAACAACACACAAUUCUUUUCAAUGCAAUUUUAAAAGACCCCCCAGUGAAACAUCAGAACUCCUUAGCUCUGGGGUUCAACGCGAAGGAGAGGCCUUUCCAAAAGUCACGUGGGCCAAAGUAGCCUUGGUGUAUUAGCCCCCUGUAGAGAGCUGUGUUGCUGGUGGAGCCUGGCUGAGAUGCUCACAAGAAUCCGCAGCCCUCUUAAAAAUAGUAAAGCAUUGUACAGCCUCAGCCCAGAACAUACCCGUGUCUGACUAAGGAUUACAGGAUUCAGCUCUUCAGUUGGGCUGUUGCUGUAGAUUGCUGCAUUGUAAUGCUCAGGGCCUGCCUUCAUGGCUGAAAAAGCUUGUCUGUGUUUUUUACCUUGGGGUGGCUAUCACACAUGAGCCAGCCGGAGGUGAAAACACAGUGGAGACAAGGCGCUUUAUUUCGUUUUACCGCGGCCCCGCGGCCAGCCUGGGUUGAGCUCCAGUGUUGUGGUUAAACUCAAGUAAGUGCCUGCUCUUCACUGUGUUCUCCCUCGGGAUAGCUCGUGCAUGCUAGGAAGGUAAAAAGGCAGCUUUGUUAGAGAAGCCCAGUGAGGGCUGGAGUGGAAGCAGGAGUAAGCCUUUAUUGCCCACUACAGACUUCGAAUGUUUGUGUACUAACCAGCCGUGAUCAGGCAGCAGAACCCAGAGGCAGAUUUGGACAUCCCUGAGUUCAGGGCUGUUCAAAGCCAGGAUUGUGGUGCAGCCCUAUUAUAAAGAUAGAGGUAAUUUGCAAAAUUUGGAUGUGGACGUAGGGGUGGGUUUCAAGAUGUUUGGAUCCAGGGUUCAGGGUCUGUCCUGUCUCUGGUAAUAAACUCCUAAUAUUCAGUAGUAACUUAAAAUCUGUUGAGGGACAGUGGAGUCCCUAGAGAGAGAAACUGUGACCUUUGCUGCCUUUGUCUGUGAGGUGUGUGCGUCUGUUACUCCCAGCUUCCGUGUGAGGCAUCUCUGGGGAGGAAAUGCUGCUCCCCCUGAGCUGCUAGCUGCAGUAGUCAGCAGGCCUUUCAGGUCUCUGAGUAGCUGAGGGGAGUCCAGCGAGUCUGGGCAGCUCCCAGUAAUUAUUCAUUUGGUCUGAGAGCAGAUGUGCUGGAUCAGUGGGAUUUCUACAAACAGCUGUAGGGGUUUACUUAGCUUGAGACUCUCUCUUUCUUCUGUCCCUGUGCCUAGAGACUGUUGUUGUGCUCUGGGGAAAGGAUCUGAAUGUGUACUUUGUGGGGACUUUGCUUUCGGAAGGUGUGGGAUGGACACCUGACUAGCGAUCUGUGUCCAGAGCGUAACAGACUUAAGGCCAAAAUGUCUUCUCUAAAAGUUCAGUCCAGACGGCUCCUUUUUCUUGUCAGAUGAGGUGAAAGAAGAGCUGAAAACAGAAACCUCAAUUGUUUCUGUACUGCCUAUAACACACAGAUCACAGAGGCAUCCGUGUCCAAAUUGAGAGAGAGAGAGAGAGAGAGAGAGAGAGAGAGAGAGAGAAAAGAUAGAAUUCUUCCACCCAGGCUCUGAUCCUGGAUGCUGAACUACCUGGAGAGGACAUCAGUGACCUGGUCCCUGGGUACCAGCCCCUCUCUGCUCCUAGGGAAGGUUUCACUAGGUCCUGAGUCAGGUAAGAUACUAGUGACGUCAAUGGGAGUUUGGGUGAAUGUGGGCCUCAGGUUCUGAGCUAGUGGGAACAGCAGCUACUUCGUGCUGAGUUAUAAACGUCCCAGGAAAAACAUGGGUUUACACUUGGAAAAGUUGUGGACAACAUUCAUGCCGUGUCGUGACUCCUGCUACACAUCAGCGAGACGGCUUCCUUCCUUGGUCCAGGGGAAGCUGCUGGACUGCAGCCCUAUGGUCCAGAGUGCUUCUGACAUCGUCUGGGAGCUUCCGUUUCCUAAAACGGGACCAAGGAAGGACACAUCUGGGAGGGCAAGAGACACGGGCUCAGGUGAGGUGCCCCUCGUUGCAUGAGAGCUGCUGGACAGGUUUAGGAGAGAGGGGACAGGGGAGAGGGGGAAAAAAACCCUUGUCGGAAUAAGAGAGAGAGAGGAGGAAAAAACCGAGCCCGCCCUGUCUUUGUUCUUUGGCUCAAGGAUGUGCGUCCCAGCUGGCAACCCACAGCUAAGGAGGCCCCAGGGUGACAUUAAGGAUGUAUGUUUGCGACAGUGAUGAAAUUCAGGCUGACACAAGGCGUGAGAUGCUGAGGAUUAAGCAGAGCAGACCCCAUUUUGUGCACUGGUGUGUUGCUGUGACCCUGGCUGUGCUGGCAGGAGAAUGCUCUAAGCAGCCGUUCUCCCGCUUCUGCAUCAGUGGAAUGGGAUCAGGCCCCAAGCAGAGAUUGGGGCCCUCCGCAGAACUCGUUGUUGGCCCCUCUUUGUUCCCCGACAUGUGUGUGCCCCAGAGAAAGAGCAUGACCCCUAGUGGGGAGCUGUAGGGAAAUGGAGGGUUCUGUUUUUAGGCAAAAUGAAGACUUUUAGAACCAGUUGCAAUUUGAAAAAUCACUUUAGUGAUAACACUGUUGCCUGCACCCUGUACAGGGCUUUGAGACCCUGUUCAUCGUGACAUUGCUGGUGGGGUGUGGAGAAUUUAAUUUUGUGGGUGACAGACUCUCCCGUACUUAAACCACCAACUUAUCUAAAGUUAUAAAUGUUUGAUGAUCUCUAAAUGGGUGACAGGUCCAAUUGGGCCGUCAGUGAUGCUGCUGCAAUCGCAGCGAAUUCACUGGCUUUGUCUGUAAUGAAGAUGUUUUCAGUCCUUUUCUAUGUUAUCCAUUUGUUGUUGUUGUUAGUUACUGAAAUCUGCAAAACACUUUGGAAGGGCCCUGCUCGGAUUGGAUUCAAUGGGAGGAGGGCUGGGGGCUCUUGAUAAUUAUGAAUAUUGUAAAGCUGGGCCCAAUAACCUAAUAGUUAUUUCAUGUAUGGGAGCAGGAUCAGGCCCAAAGCUGCAGCCUUGUGUCCUUUAGAUCCACAGUAGCUGUGUCGUUCUCAGUGAAUCUUUGCUGAUUAGGAAAAGGGGAAGCUGGUGCUGAAUCUAGCUGGAUGAGGGGAAGUUAGACCAAGGAGGAGGAAAUUCUAAUUCGACACAUUUCUCACCCCUAGAGCUGAUGUGCUGUGUUCAUCCAGAAUGGGUCAGAUCCUACUUCCGCUGCAGUGAAUGGCAGUUACCAUUGACUUCAAUUGGAGCAGGAUUGGGCCUUCCCUCGGCCAGUCCUCACAACUGAGCAGUACCAUUGCAGAGAACUAGAAUAAACCACAUCUCCUGGGCCAGAUUCUGCAGCUCUCGCUCGGUCUCUGUUGCAGCCAAGCCCCCUUGGGAUUCAGUGGGAGUUGCAGCUGAGUGUGGACUGCAGGACUUUGCUCCUACUGGCUGUUUGGUUGGUGUAUUUUAAUAUUGCUUCCCCAGCUCAUCCUAUUGCCCUGGGCUACAGGAAAAAUCCCCUCUGUGCAUUUUUUCAAAGGAAAAUAACCAGUCUAGUGGCAAUAUGGGGACUUGGUUUUCCCUGGUAGUUUCGGCUUUUUGGAAACAUCUCAUUCCUCCAGUGUGAUUGGAGACAGCAGCUUGAAAUUCAGAACAAGAAACUCAGCUCUAGAUUAAGGAUGUCCAGUCUGUUAGAUUGGUAAUUCUCCUUUCACGUACACCAGUAUAAAUUGGGAGCAGCUCCACUGAAGUCACUGGCGUUGCACCUGCGUGAAACUGGCCUGACUAAUGCCGCAAAGUGCUGAUCAGAUCAUGACCAGGCCCCGUCCUGAAUGGUGUAAAGAGCAACAACGCUGAGGAGAAUCAGAGCCGUGUGUGAAUCUCAGCAGGACGGGCUACAGAAAGGGACUGAUGCUGCAUUCAUUCCAGUCGGUGGAAUCUUUCCAUUAAUGUCCAUGGGCAUUGGACCAGGCCUUAGAAAGCCGCUAAGCGGAUGUUCAGUUGUGGUUGCAUUUAGUAGGUUACGCAGCCCAGUUUGUCUUUCUCAGACUUUACUUGGCUGUAUGUAGUGGGUGGCUAAAUUUCUCUCCUGUUGUACCUCAAGUCAUUUCCGCAGGCCAGCAUGAAAAGAGACAAGUGCCAUGGCGAUGGGGAGACAGACUGCAGGGCAGAGCUGGUCUUUGUCAACGGAGGCUGCAGUGACCCUGCUGAAGAUGAAGCUUCUCCCCCAGCUCUGGAAGCAAAUGGGACGCCUGAUACACAAGAUGCUAUGGACCUACGAUUAGUGUCCACUAGAAGCAAGAAGAUUGGCAAGGAAGACCUCUCCAAGCAAGACCUGUCUUGGCCCGUGAAGCUCAGGGAGGCUCCGGAGGUGCGACUGCGCGGUGCUGCCGGCUGGGAGAGCAGCCUGAGGCAGAAGCCUCCAGCUCGCAGGAUAUUCCAGGCAGGAGUGAAUCUCCAGGAGACCAAACUUAAAGAAGGGAAUGACCUGGAGCGUGACAGGGAGUCCCUGGCUCCCAUUCGGUGCUCCAAGAGGAGGACGGCCAUGUCUGUCCAGGGACCCCUGAUCGACCUGACAGAGGAGGAUUCCAAGGAGUCCUCCCAGAGCAGCAGCACCACGUCUGCCAGCAGCAGCCAGGAGGACCAGAACGGAUCCCCCGAGCUUGUCGCUGGGGAGCAGGAGAGCAGAGUUGCAGGGGAAGUGGUGGAAUACCAGGAUGGGAAAGAUUUUGGAAUUGGGGAGCUCGUGUGGGGGAAGAUCAAGGGCUUCUCCUGGUGGCCUGCAAUCAUCGUCUCCUACAGAGUCACGUCCAAACGUCAGGCAAUCUCUGGAAUGCGCUGGGUGCAAUGGUUUGGGGACGGGAAGUUCUCUGAGGUUUCAGCAGACAAGCUGGUGGGUCUGAUGGCUUUUAGGCAGCAUUUCAACCACUCCACGUUUAAUAAGCUGGUCUCCUAUCGACGAGCCGUACACCAUGCCCUAGAGGUUGCAAGGAGCCGGGCAGGGAAGACGUUCCCAGGCACCGCGGGGGAGUCUCUGGAAGAGCAGCUAAAGCCCAUGAUUGACUGGGCGUUCAGCGGCUUCAAGCCCAUGGGAUGCAAGGGACUGAAACCGCCGAAAACUCCAGAGAACGGAGUGGCUCCCCUCAAGAACGGCAUUGACGAGGUCUGUGCCCCUGAACACUGCCCGCCGGCCAAGCGACUAAAGACUAACUUCUGCAACAACAGCAAGGAGCGGGUGGAGGAGGACCAGAGCAGAGAGCAAAUGGUUUCCGAAGUCACAAACAACAACAGGAGCCUUGAAGACAGUUGUUUAUCGUGCGGGAGAAAAAACCCAGCCACAUUCCACCCGCUGUUUGAGGGGGGCCUUUGCCAGACUUGCAGGGAUCGAUUCCUGGAGCUCUUCUACAUGUACGACGAGGACGGGUACCAGUCUUAUUGUACAGUGUGCUGCGAGGGCAAGGAGCUGCUGCUGUGUAGCAAUGCCAGCUGCUGCCGGUGCUUCUGUGUCGAAUGCUUGGAGGUCCUGGUAGGGCAGGGUACCUCGGCCAAGGCAAAAGAGCAAGAACCCUGGAGCUGUUACAUGUGUCAACCACAGAAGUGCUAUGGGGUGUUACAGCGCCGACCGGACUGGAAUGUACGGCUGCAAGACUUCUUCACCAGCGACAAAGGACAGGAAUAUGAUGCGCCUAAAAUCUACCCGGCGGUCCCUGCAACAGAAAGGAGGCCAAUCAGAGUGCUGUCCCUGUUUGAUGGCAUAGCAACAGGUUACCUGGUUCUGAAGGACCUAGGCAUUAAAGUGGAGAAAUACAUCGCCUCUGAGAUUUGUGAAGAUUCCAUUGCUGUGGGAACUGUCCGGCAUGAAGGGAACAUCACAUACGUGCAUGAUGUCAGGAACAUAACCAAGAGAAACAUUGAGGAAUGGGGUCCUUUCGACUUGGUGAUUGGUGGAAGCCCCUGUAACGAUCUCUCUAUUGUGAAUCCUGCCAGAAAGGGUCUGUAUGAAGGCACUGGAAGGCUGUUCUUCGAGUUCUAUCAUCUCCUCAAUUACGCCCGUCCCAAGGUGGGGGAGGAGCGCCCCUUCUUCUGGAUGUUUGAGAAUGUCGUGGCCAUGAGAGUCAAUGAUAAAAGGGACAUUUCUCGAUUUUUGGAGUGUAACCCAGUUAUGAUCGACGCCAUCAAGGUAUCAGCCGCACACAGAGCGCGCUAUUUCUGGGGCAACCUGCCUGGGAUGAACAGGCCUCUGGUAGCUUCCAGGACUGAUAGAGUUGAGCUUCAGGACUGCCUGGAGUACAGUAGGAUAGCAAAGUUGAGAAAAGUGCAAACCAUAACGACUAAAUCCAACUCCCUCAGGCAGGGGAAAAGCAUGCAGCUCCCAGUGCUCAUGAAUGGGAAAGAAGACAAUUUGUGGUGCACUGAGUUAGAAAGGAUUUUUGGCUUCCCCCUUCACUACACGGACGUGUCCAACAUGGGGCGUGGAGCUCGUCAGAAGCUACUUGGGAGAUCGUGGAGUGUCCCGGUCAUUCGGCACCUGUUUGCCCCGCUCAAGGAUUAUUUUGCCUGUGAAUAACAGGGAUUCCCUUGUCUCUUCUGGUAAAGACGCACUAGCUCAACUGCCUGUGUGGGAGAGGGAAGGAAGAGAACGGCCCACAAGCUCCAUUACUUGGUAGGAAAUGGUCCCCCGAGCCACACGCUUUGGGAAGGAAGUGUGCCCCUGCAGGGAGAGCGUAGGAAACUUUCUUUAACCAAAGAACCUGUUAGGGUGACUUUUUCAAAGGGACAGAAGACAACGCUCUUUAGAAAAUACCGAACACAGAAUCUAGCUUACCCCACCCAGGAGAGCAGAGUAUGGUGGAUGAGACCACUGUGUCUCACACAGAGCAUUAACCAUUCCAUUUUACUGUACAAUUGAAAAGUAGUGAUUCAGAGGCUGGGUGGUGAAAGCCGCUGGUUGGCGUGCUGCAACCAUACUUGAAAUAGGUAGAAACACGGCUUUUGUGGAAAAAAACCAGCCUCUCAAAACAGUUGCUAAGAAAUCAGAACUGUAGCCACGGGUAUAAAGAACUCGGUCAGGUUACAUACACUGAACAAACCAGCAGGAUACAAGAACCAAAUAGCUUUUUACUUGUUUUUAUUUGUUAAAGUUUAAUUUUGUUUUUAAACUUUUGUUGCUGCUUUAAGGCAUUACAUGAGAAUGUGGAAAUUCCUAGACGUGAAUGUAGCUGAAACUGAACUGUGAGGUGAUAGAAUUACUGUUCUAGUUAGAGCUAAAGAAAUGUUGUUGUUUGUGUUUGGCUGUAGUUUUACCAAUAUUCGCUCCUUCCUUUUUAAAACAUUCUUCUAAUUUUUACAUUAAGAACAGCUGAACAGCUAGAAAGGUAAAACAUUCAUCAGUUUCUGGAGGGUUUGGGCCCCAAAUCCAAAAGGAAAAUGUUCUCUUAACGUUUUGCAAACGAAUGUGCUGAAAUGGGCAGGAAGGGGCAGCACUCAUGUUCAAUGCUGGUUUUUUUUUGUUUUGUUUUUUUUUUAAAACCUCAAAACUUUAUUUUUAUUAACAGUUUUAUAAACCUGAACAGUGUUGCCAACAUAGUGUUGCCCAAUCCUGAUCCCACUAAGUCACCAGGGGUGAAAUCCUGGCCCCAUUGAAGUCCAUGGCAAGACUCCCGUUGACGUCAGUGCAGCCAAGAUUUCACCCUAGGAAUUUUGCCCUGGGCUUUGGCCUGAUUCUUCUCCUGGGUUAGUCAGUGGUGCUUUCGCUGCUGACUACAGUGGGGCUGGAGCAGGCCUGUGUUAAUGGAAAAGGGAAUCCUCCUGCCAUGGAGUAAACUCUCAACACCCCCCAUCCUCCCCCGGGAGAGUCAGUUUUUAUUAUAAGGUCAAUCAGACAGAUUCCCACUGUUCUUAUGUCAUCUGCCAUCCCUGCACAUACAGCUAAUGUCUGUUAAGAAGCAUAGAGGGACAUAUUUUUACUCUGAUCUUUGCCCGCCCACAGGCACAAAAUGGUGUGCACAUAGGUGGGACAGCUGGGCCUCCACCUGCACCAGUUGUGUGCAUGGCCCCGGCCUUAGCAGGUGCAAUCACCUACCCAUUGUGAAGUGGAUGAUGCCCUUUGCUGAGUUGGGUUUGACCCGGGUUGUAAAUCUGGCUUCAGGCUGAACAACCAAAUAUGGAUCUAGUGCCACUGGAACCUUCCUGUCUAUUCCACUGCCAUGCUCUCAGAAAGGGACGUCCCAGUCAGGUCUGGCCAUCAUGAUGGUGGGUAGGGCAGACCUGCUGCCCCAGCACCUUGCUGAGGGCCUCACCUUCUUUCCUGCCUUUACUGGAAAAAAACAAACAUUUGAAAUGUUGAAAGAAAGUCCCAAGACUGACUAGCACUCGCUGGACCCUGAAUCGGAUAAAGCCUGGACCCAAAGAUUUCAGCUAUCAAAUACGGUAACCAUGGGCCGGGCAAGCUAGUGUGUAGGGCUGUUCUGCGUAUCGUACAUAUACCGUGAUGAACAGUCUCUCUCACAGAUCUACUAAUGACACAGGAUCCUUUGAUAGGAAGUCAGACAUUUUUCCCCACAGAGCUUCUCCUAAAAGUGGCACCUUCAUGUCCGUAUUGCCAUGCUUUGAAACAAUCUAGGACUCCAGCUCCUCUGUCUUCUCCUAGCUCUGGUCUUCACUCAAAACAGUGGCCCCAGUGAAGUGUAGCACUUUUUAUGCUCAUGCUCAAUAGAACACGUGCUUCUAGGAGUGCUUUGCUGAAUUGCAUUAAGUGUUGCUAUAUCUGAUUUGACUGAAAGCAAAUGCCAUUGUAUCUAAGAAAAGGCUCAAGCAAGAGACAGACCAAUGGACUCUGGAUAUUCGUUGGAAAGGCUUCCAUUUCUAAAUUAAGAGAAGCCUCUGUCUCCUAUGGCAAAGUAAACAUCGGCCUGGCCCCCAGACAAUCUUGCAGGCAUUGUGAAAAGCUAGGCAAACAGAAGUCUUUCUGCAUUGUGCUCAGCAGCAUUCCUAAAGGGCAGCCUCCACUUUAACAAGGAUCCUUGAGAAAUGAGAGCUUCCCUCUCUCUGCUCCUCCUUGAUAGCAGGAGACCCCUGUGCAUUUCCUUCCCAUGUCCUAGAAGAGGGCAUCAUCCCCAGAGGAUGAAGACUCUCAUGUUUCCCACUCCUCUCAUGGUGUAGCUUACCCUGUGUCGAGCUGUUUUUGCAGCUUGUUUCCCACCUCCAAGCGCAGCUGCAGCCUGCCUCCUCUCGAUGCCCAGGUCGAGAGUCUGUUGGGAACUGACAGCAGGGGGAAGCAGGGCACAGCCAUGGGAGACAGGUUUUCCCACGGAGGAGAGGAGAGACUGAGUAGCGCUCUCCUCUCGGUCCUACCCAGUUGCACUUGGAAACCCUGUCAGUUAGCUGUUCCCAGGGGACCUCCACUUGAGAAUGCACUGAUUGCCAAAACGCUGAAGAAAAACCAAGCAGCGCUCUCCUGUGUGCUACCUCCAUUCUUCCUAAGCAACUCAGGGACAAGCCUCAGCCUAUCAUCUCCCUUUGUCAUCUCACACCCAUAAACUAUACAGAUGUGACUCAGGAGACACAUGGGGCCAGAUUUUCAAGUGAUGUAGGUGUUCAAAAUGCUCUUCUCACCUGAGCAUGCAACUGACAAGUCUGCACACAGUAAUGCACAUGCAGCUGCCUAAUUGGGUGCCUCUGUGUGCAAAGUUGGAGGAACUCCACAUGCAUUUGCAUGCCUACCUCGGCUGAAACUCUUGAACUAAAAGCUAAACUCUGAACCCUAAACCUGUUCUGGACCUAGAUUAGAACACUAAUUCCUCAUCCCAGCCCUGAGCUGGGAAAGCAUUUUAUAGUCCCUGAGCUUCAAGGGGGUGGACCGCAGAACCCCACAGAGAAGAACAGAGUUUUGCAUGUUUGCUGGAGUCUGCCUACAUGGAGCUCAUGGCAGAACUGAGACUUUAGAUUCAAAUGAGAUAAGAAGAUUACAAAAUCCCCAUGUGAGUCCUCCAACUCAGCUUUAUCUUUGAAUUCUCUACCCCAGUUUUUAUAUCCUUCCCUUCCUCAUCAAAAGAAAAAUAAAUACAAUACAGAAGUUUUGGAAAGCAAACAAAGAUUAGGAAAAGAGGAAUAAGAGUUGUCUUGGCAUUAAAUUUACAUGAAAAAUUGUAAUCUUCCACAAAAUAUUUUUUUCCCUGUUAAAUCUGCCUUUUAUUAUGUGUUUAUACAAAUGUUUUCAGGAGAGAGCUGCAUUUCAGGAAUGCUAUUUUAAUGAUUCUUAAAGGCCUUUUACUCUCAUUGGUGCUAUUUUUUUAGACUAAGGAUUUUAAUGUCAAAACUUUUGUGGGUGAUCUUUUAAAAUCACGACAAGCUUGUAUUUUUGUUGUGUUGCAAUAAUUCAUGUUUUCUGUAAAAUUGGCCUAGUACCAAAGUAUGAAAAAUCAAAACUGUGCCUUGUCUAAACAGUUUACUCAUUUUCUUAUGGAAAAGAAGAAAGAUCAAUGCCCAGAGUUUACCUUAACAUUUAUCACAGUUUAAUUAAAAUCAGUAUUUCUAUA